AUGAUGUUCAGCAGCCUCCCGACGGCGCAGGAGCGCACAGGCCAGGACAUGCAGUCGCCAGUGAGCUCGCCCGAGCUCAUCGAUCCCCGCUACAAUCACAUGCGCAUACCAGCCUCCUCGAGUCGCAUACUGUACGAUGUGCCGUGCAAGGUAUGCCGCGACCACAGCUCCGGCAAGCACUACGGCAUCUACGCCUGCGACGGGUGUGCCGGGUUCUUCAAGCGCUCGAUCCGCCGCAGCCGCCAGUACGUGUGCAAGUCCAAGUCGGAGGUGCCGUGCGUGGUGGACAAAACGCACCGCAACCAGUGCCGGGCCUGCCGGCUGAAGAAGUGCUUCGAGGUGGGCAUGAACAAGGACGCGGUCCAGCACGAACGCGGCCCGCGCAGCUCGACCCUGCGCAAGCAGAUGGCGCUGUUCAUCUCGAAGGAUUCGCCGCUCCGCCACGACAUGAUGCUAACGCCCGGCAUCCCGAUCCCGCACCCCGGCCACCACCAUCCGGCAAUGGGGCUGGAUCUGUCGCUCGGGCGCAACCCGUUCCUGACGCCGCCACCGUCGGCACCGUCCGCCGGUCCGUAUCUGCCACCGCCGGCCCUGUUCGCCGGGGCAGGAGGCAUGCCGCCGUCCCAUCCGCUCGUCGCGGUCGACGCGAUCCGGGAGUCGGCCGCCCAGCUGCUCUUCAUGAACGUCAACUUCCUCAAGAGCCUGACCCCGUUCACGCAGCUCCCGAUGGCGGACCAGCUCGUGCUGUUUGAGGAGUCGUGGCGCGAGUUCUUCAUCCUGGCCGUGGCCCAAUACCUCGCGCCAAUCAACUUCAGCCAGCUGCUGAUCGCGUACGAGUAUCUGAACAACAACCGGGGCGAAACCGGCACCGUGAGCGACUUUCUCGUGAAGGAGGUCGAGAUCUUCCAGGAGAUUCUCGCCCAGCUGGCGGCGCUGCGCGUCGACCCGAACGAGUACGUCUAUCUGCGCGCGAUCGUCCUGUACAAGAGCGAGUUCGACGCGGAAACGAGCAUCUCGAGCGUGAGCAGCGACGGUUCGGACGUAACGACCGCGUCGUCUGUCGGCUCGGCCAAAUCGAUCGGCGAGAUUGCGACGGUCCGGGCGCUGGAGGAAAGCGCGAAGGAAGCGCUCGCGUCCUACAUCAGUACCUGCCGGCCAGGGCCGUCCAACCGGUACCGGACGCUGCUCCAGCUGCUGCCCGCCCUGCGCAACGUGUCGAGCUACACGAUCGAGGAGCUGUUCUUCCGGCGCAACAUCGGACCGGCCCCGCUGCUGAAGCUGCUGCUCGACUUCUACCGACAGAAGUAG
Messenger RNA from Anopheles arabiensis, 1308 nucleotides. RefSeq names its product protein tailless (gene tll). Gene Ontology annotation, molecular function: nuclear receptor activity; RNA polymerase II cis-regulatory region sequence-specific DNA binding; zinc ion binding. Gene Ontology annotation, biological process: anatomical structure development; cell differentiation; positive regulation of transcription by RNA polymerase II. Lineage: Eukaryota; Metazoa; Arthropoda; Insecta; Diptera; Culicidae. The coding region runs from base 1 to 1308 and encodes 435 amino acids. The record is from RefSeq and is a predicted model, not a curated record. The transcript has 3 exons.